GCGAGUUCUAACUCAUUCAUUAUUCGGUUAGGAUUGAAUAGAGAACAUUAAAUCCGGACGGAGGGAGUAACCCGGGAGAGAAAGUAGAAAAACCGUUUGCCUUCUUCUCACGGGUAAAUCUUGGAUAUCUGCUCGAAGCCAGAACUCAUGGGGGAGAAUCCAAUUUCAGGAAACAAGCAAAUGUUUUUGAUUCUCACUAAACCCUAGCAUCUAUCUACCAUUUGGGAGAGAGGUAGAGAGGGAAGGGAAGGCACUAUUAUUUGGCAAUUCUAGAUGAGUAUCAGUAUCACUUUCUUGGUCAAUUUUCGGUUUUGGUUAUUAAUCUCGACGGAACCCAAUGUUUACAAUGAAUUCUUGAAAACCCAGAAAGGAGAAGGUGUUUCUGAAAAGAGGGUAUAUUGUGGAGAGAGAUAGGAGGGGUUUGUACAGAAGUUAGUAGUAGUAUGAAGUUGCUCUCCACUGUAAUUACUGCAUGCAGACACUUUAGCUCCAAAACUCCAUCCAGAAACCCGAAAUGGACUCGCAACAAGAAGAAAAAGAGUAAGGUGGAUGACCCUAAAACCUCUGAAAGGACUAGAAUUACAUGGACUGACGAACAGUCACGAGUCUUGGAUGCAAUUUCCAGUGGCAAGUCCGUUUUCAUUACUGGAUCUGCGGGAACUGGAAAAACUCUAUUGCUACAACAUAUUAUCCGAAGACUCAAAAAGCUCCACCACCGGUCUAGGGUUUUCGUGACUGCUUCGACUGGAUUGGCAGCUUGUGCUAUUAAGGGGCGGACCCUUCACUCCUUUGCUGGCAUUGGACUUGGCGAGGACGAUCGCCAGACUUUGCUUCUUAAGGUUAUCUCCAAUAGGUGGGCUUAUAAGAGGUUGACUCAAGCUAGGGCUUUGGUGAUCGAUGAAAGCAGCAUGCUUGAUGGUGAGAUUUUGGAUACUCUUGAAUUCAUUGUGCGAGAGGUGAGAGGAGGUGAAGAGCACAAUUCUGAAAAUAAGGUGUGGGGUGGAAUACAGCUAGUUGUAAGUGGGGAUUUCUUUCAGCUACCGCCCAUUGUCAAGCGAGAGAAUCGGAAGGAAUUUGCAUUUGAAGCAGAUUGUUGGGGUUCUAGCUUUGACAUGCAAGUCGAGCUUACGAAAGUUUUCAGGCAAUCGGAGGCUAAUCUUGUCAAGUUACUUCAGAACGUCAGAAGAGGGGAGGUGGAUCGUGAAGACUUGGAUCUCCUUAAAAAGUGUUGCACAGAAGCAGAACCGGAUUCAUCUGCAGUUCAACUCUACCCGAGGAAUCAAGAUGUUAAUAGAGUGAACAAGAAGAAAAUGGAGGACCUAAAGAAGCCUACUUAUAUUUAUCAUGCCCAUGACAGUGGUGAGGAUCCUUGGUUGGGGCAACUUAACCAGGGGAUUGCCCCCGAUGAACUUCCACUUUGUGAAGGUGCGAGGGUGAUGCUCUGUAAGAAUUUAAGCACUCGGCAUACAUUGGUGAAUGGUGCUACGGGUACAGUUACAAAGUUUCAGUAUGAUGAUGCAGGUGUUUCAGACUUGUGGAAGACAGAGGAGCGACCCAUGGUGCCAAUGGUUAGAUUUGAUUCGGGGCUGGAGGUGGUUAUUAGACCAGAGGCUUGGGUAAUAGUGGAGGGAGGUAAGGUGGUUGCCUCGCGAAAGCAGUUGCCUCUGAUACUGGCAUGGGCUUUGAGCAUUCACAAGUGCCAGGGCAUGACCCUUGAUAGCCUUCACACUAAUUUGUCUAGAGCUUUUGGCUUUGGAAUGGUCUACGUUGCACUUUCUCGCAUUCGAACGUUGGCUGGCCUUCAUUUGUCUGGAUUCAAGCCCUCAAAGAUUAAGGCGCACCCUAAAGUUCUUGAGUUCUAUCAGAGAUUUUCUCAAAAGCAAGAUAAGGGAGGAGAGGAUGGUGGUGUCUGUGAGGAUAGAAGUGGCAGCAGUGAUGUAGUAUGUGUUUCAAACAAGACAACCGGUAAAGACGACGACAUAAAUUCAAGCCUCAUCUUUCGCUGUAAGCCCAACUCAUCCCUAGUGAUUUGGUGUAACAGUAUAACCAAGAGCAGAGAACGAGGGGUGACUACUUGUUAAGUUAUAUGCGCUCCAAUUGGUUGAAGCAUUGUUGGUGAAGUUUGAAGAGUGUUUUUGGUGGCAAGAUGAAUUGCCUUAAGCUAACCUGGAAAAAAGUCAAGAUUUGAUGUUUUUCCUUGGUAUAUAGGAUGUUAAUCUCCUAAUCUUGCCUCUAACGUCUGUUUAUUCAUCUCUAUUUUUCGUGGUA
Molecule: messenger RNA, 2268 nt
Organism: Rhododendron vialii
Lineage: Eukaryota; Viridiplantae; Streptophyta; Magnoliopsida; Ericales; Ericaceae
Product: ATP-dependent DNA helicase PIF1-like
Exons: 2
Coding region: 444-2081 (545 amino acids)
Biological process (GO): DNA repair; telomere maintenance
Molecular function (GO): DNA helicase activity
Source: RefSeq, a predicted model, not a curated record